AUGCCGCUCCUCCACAGAGCUCUACCACUCAAGCAGAUACAUGAGGACGAUCCUGACAGUGUUACGGAGCCCGAGAGUGAGCUUGAUGUGCCCCCCAAGCCUGUCCAGCCCGUCCAACCUGUCCAACCCCUCGAGAAUGAUCCUGACAGCAUUACGGAGCCCGAGAGCAGUGACAUCGACAUACCUUCAUCAACUUUGACAGCUACACUCAAAAGGAAGUCAUUUUUCGCAACACCAAGUCCACCACCCCCAAACUCUAUCUAUUGGAAGCAUGUCUCACGUGAAGAGGAUGCGAGAUGGUACGAUCGAACAGGAACAGAUGAUAGCUUUCGAGCUGUUCGCCAGAUGAAACAGGAACUUGAGCAGCUUUGA
Messenger RNA from Suillus subalutaceus, 372 nucleotides. RefSeq lists its product as uncharacterized. The coding region runs from base 1 to 372 and encodes 123 amino acids. The transcript has a single exon. NCBI's taxonomy places the organism in Eukaryota, Fungi, Basidiomycota, Agaricomycetes, Boletales, Suillaceae. The record is from RefSeq and is a predicted model, not a curated record.